AUGAUUUUUCUGUCUUUUAUCACAUCCCUCGCCUUGUUUGGUAUUGCCUUGGGCCUGAGAAAUGCUUCGCUAACCACGAUCUACGCGACCUACAACCUGUCAGGAAAUACGCUGACUAUUAGAUCCACCGAGCAUGUUAUCACUACCGCAACUGAGCUUGUUACGUAUUGCCCGGAGGCCACCACUUUUGUGGUAACUGGCUGUGACAACGAAGGUUGUGCCCCAACAACUGUUUCAGUUACUAGUCCGUCUACAGUGACCAAAACAGGAAGCUUCGUCAUUUCCUCAGACGUGAUUGUUGAACCUACGGUUGAUGGAGAGUCGUUUGAAAGCAAAACCACAUUUUCUACGUUGAAAGUCUCGAGACCACCGUCCUCCGUGGCAGUCCGCCCUACACUAACUCCUUUGUACACCAACACCACGGAUUCCAAGCCUACUCAAAGUCAGCUGACAUCAUAUGUGCUGCUCUCAUCGUCGGUGCCACAUAACUCAACUGGUCCUCAAACUAAUGAGACUGUGUCCAGUAUUAAAAUUGACGGUAGUGGCGAUGGAGACGAGUCGGACACGAUACUGGGUGACAAUUUUAUUGAUUAUUUUGGUAAGCUCGGUGCGUUUGGCGGCUUCAGAGGUGGCGGCUCCAGCGGUGGCGGCUCCAGAGGUGGUGGUUACAGAGGCUUUGGAAGUGGUCACCAAUCCGCCGGCUCCCGCCCUGAUGCCAGUGUGUGGAUUAUGUUUGCCGCUCUUUUGAUCGUAUAA
Messenger RNA from Candidozyma pseudohaemuli, 756 nucleotides. RefSeq lists its product as uncharacterized. The record is from RefSeq and is a predicted model, not a curated record. The transcript has a single exon. NCBI's taxonomy places the organism in Eukaryota, Fungi, Ascomycota, Pichiomycetes, Serinales, Metschnikowiaceae. The coding region runs from base 1 to 756 and encodes 251 amino acids.